Messenger RNA from Marasmius oreades (fairy-ring Marasmius), 1786 nucleotides. RefSeq lists its product as uncharacterized. Gene Ontology annotation, molecular function: metalloaminopeptidase activity; manganese ion binding. The coding region runs from base 55 to 1698 and encodes 547 amino acids. The record is from RefSeq and is a predicted model, not a curated record. NCBI's taxonomy places the organism in Eukaryota, Fungi, Basidiomycota, Agaricomycetes, Agaricales, Marasmiaceae. The transcript is spliced from 7 exons.
CGCGCUUCAAUUCAUACCAUCACCUUCUCAACAGACUUCGGUGUAGAUUCCAUCAUGGUUUAUCCCGCCAAACAACACACCCGAAAUGUCUUUGAGAAGCUCGUCGAGCUCUUACCGGCCAAUGAACGCUCCAAACCUCAAAUUAUUCUUGUUGCAGGAGAAGUCACGCCGUUUAGAAACGACACCGAUAGAGAGAUCGUCUUUCGCCAAGAGUCGAAUUUUUACUACUUGACUGGAUGCACAGUUCCAUCUUCAUAUUUUCUGGCCGUAUACAAAACAGGAACCUCCUUUUCUCAGACACCAUCAAUGGAGUUGUUUAUUCCCGAAGUUUCUCAGGCGGACCUUAUGUGGUCGGUUCCACCGCCUUCACUCGAAGCAGCGGCGGAAACCCACGACGUUACCCACAUCGAUCAUCCCCAUGCUCUCCCAGAAACUAUCAAGACCUCGAUAAAGGCAUUUCCAGAUGCACUAUUCCAUACGUUACCCCGUGGAUCUUCGCUGUUCCCUGUACUUCCAUCAGAAUAUACAGAUCUUGUGCUCUCCUCGGAGAACAAAGAUUUGGCCAUCAGCGACCUGUACCUACUUUCAGCACUUCACCAAACCCGCCUUAUUAAGGAUGAUGAGGAGAUCGCGUUGAUCAAGCGGGCCAACCAAAUUAGUUCUCGGGCUCAUGAAACUGUUAUGAGGGUGCUCGGUAAAGCCGUGAAAGGCAAGAUCGAAAGGGAGGCUGGUGCGGGGGUUGAUCGACCUCUCCUUCCUGGAGAGUGGCUUAUUGAGAAAGAAGCCGAGGCUGAAGCCAUCUUUGUAGCUUCUUGUAGACGAGAGGGUGUCGUCCAUCAAGCAUAUCUUCCCAUAGUAGCAGCCGCAAAUCGAGCCUCAACCUUGCAUUAUUGUUGCAAUGACCGUGAAUUUGCCUGGGGACCCAUCGCUCCAAACGACCACAAGAACAGAAACGACUUUGCCCAUGGCGGCGAGAAGAAACUAUCACCACAAGUCUUACUCAUCGAUGCCGGCUGCGAGUGGAAUUGCUAUGCUUCUGAUAUCACCCGGACAAUGCCUGUCGGUAAUGGAGGCAAGUUCAAUCCAGAGGCCAAGGCGAUUUAUGAGCUUGUUUUGGAAAUGCAACAUCAUGCGUUCGACAUCAUACGUCCGGGCAUUCAUUGGGAUGCGGUACAGCUUCUGUGUCAUCGAAUACUCGUUAAGGGCUUUCAGCGACUAGGAAUCUUCAAAUCCGACGAUACCUCUUCAACUGAUCCAACAAGUGCUACCCGAGAACAUGACGAGGAGAAUAUCCUCGCAUCUGGUAUCAGCUCUGCAUUCUUUCCCCAUGGUCUCGGGCACAGCUUGGGGAUGGAUGUGCACGAUGUACCCAGCGCGAGCAAGCCGACCGUCAACGAGACAAUUGACAAGGGUGUAAAACUAGGUCACGAGAGCUUCUAUACGUAUUUAAGGCUGAGAUUACCACUACAGAAGGGAAUGGUGGUCACGGUGGAGCCGGGAAUCUACUUUUCACCACACUUGCUUGCACCUGUUCGGGAUUCGAAACAUAUCAAUCAAGAUGUCUUGAACAAAUAUGAAAAUAUGGGAGGUGUCAGAAUCGAAGAUGUGGUUCUGAUUACGGAUAAUGGAUAUGAGAACCUGACGACUGUCAGGAGCGAUGUAGACUGGGUUGAAGGGGUUUGUUCCGGGGAGCUUUGAUUAAUUGCUAUGCCGAAAGAAAUAUCUGAAAGUAUCAACCUUUGUACUAUAUACCAGAUGUCAAUAGAAUGCAAAGCCUUUUCCAGUG